AUGGGCCCCUAUGAUGGUCAGUAUCGCGUCUAUCGCAACCCAUUGCUAGCAAGGCUGAAGUCUCCGCGCUGCAGGUACGGAUGGCAAAGGAAAGGAGACGAGUCGCCGCCGGAGCAGGCAGCCGCGACGAAGCCAAACCUCUCGGACUCCGAACCGGCUGAAGUCCAGAGACCUUGGGAAAAGGGCCUCGGCGGCCGCGGGGGUGACACCGAGCCGGAUGCAGCCUGCGUAGCUCUGCCAGUGCCCACACCUUCUAGCCCGCCGCCCGGGCCGCCGCGCCAGGUCCAAACCCGGGCCGCAGCCACUGACACCCAAGGGGGCGGAGGAGAAGGCCAGGGGUCCGACGGCGGCCGGGCGGCACUGCGUCUGCGCCGACCGUGGGCAAACCAAGGCAAACGACUUGCUGGAAUUAAAGGCAUAUUGCAGAUAUUUAUUUACGUGCCUGUUAUGUACAAACUAUUAGGAAAAGUGGAACGCAGGCUUAGCUCUGUGGAAGCUUCCGAUUGCCUGAAGCAGAUGUGGACUGUGCACUUAAAACAACCAGAAAUGCCUGGGCACUUGCAGGAGGGCUUCGGCUGCGUGGUCACCAACCGAUUCAACCAGCUAUUUGACGACGAGUCGGACCCCUUCGAGGUGCUGAAGGCAGUGGAGAACAAGAAAAAAGAAGCCAGGGGGACGGGGCGGGGUGGGGGGGGAGCCAAGAGCGCUGCUCAGACCCCGGCCCAGGGCAACUUCACCGCGGCCAGCAAGCAGCUGCCCAAGGAGUCCCAGAAGGACCGCAAGAACCCGCUGCCCCCCAGCAUCGGCGUGGCAGACAAGAAGGAGACGCAGCCGCCCAUGGCGCUCAAGAGAGAAGGAAUAAGACGAGUUGGAAGAAGAGCUGAUCAACGACUUCAGGGUGAAGGGAGUGAUAGAAGACCAGAAAGGCGACCACCUCGUGAACGAAGAUUUGAAAAGCCACUUGAAGAAAAGGGUGAAGGAGGUGAAUUUUCAGAUGGUAGAUCGAUUAUUGACCGAUCUCUUAGAGGCCGUGGUGGUCUUGGAAGAGGUCGAGGGGGCCGUGGACGUGGAAUGGGCCGAGGAGAUGGAUUUGAUUCUCGUGGCAUACGUGAAUUCAAUAGGCGUAGCAGAAGUGAUAGAUCUUCUUUUUCACAUUACAAUGGCCUGAAGCAUGAAGACAAACGUGGAGGUAGUGGAUCUCACAACUGGAGAACUGUCAAAGAUGAGUGAACUGACUUGGAUCAAGCAAAUGUUACUGAGGAAACACCUGAAGGUGAAGAGCAUCCAGUCGCAGACACUGAAAAUAAGGAGAACGAAGUUGAAGAGGUAAAGGAAGAGGGUCCAAAAGAGAUGAUUUUGGACGAGUGGAAGGCCAUUCAGAACAAGGACCAGGCGAAAGUAGAGUUUAAUAUCCGGAAACCAAAUGAAGGUGCUGAUGGACACUGGAAGAAGGGGUUUGUUCUUCACAAAUCAAAGAGUGAAGAGGCUCAUGCUGGAGAUUCGGUUAUGGACCAUCAUUUCCGGAAGCCAGCAAAUGGUAUAAUGUCUCAGCUGGAGAUCAAUUUUGGAGACCUUGGCCGCCCAGGACGUGGUGGCAGGGGAGGACGAGGUGGACGUGGGCGUGGGAGCAGGACUCACAAGUCAAACCGUGGGAGCAGGACUCACAAGUCAAGUGCUUCUGCUCCUGAUGUGGAUGACUCUGGCUUAACUGGAUGCCAUGAGACAACCCUGGUUCCUUUGUGGACCCUCUUGUUCAAAGCUUUUGCAUGCUUAAGGAUUCCAAAUGACUAAGAAAUUUUUUAAAAAAGAUAAAAAGACUGUCAUUCAUGCCAUUCACACCUACAGACUGAAUUUUAUCUAUUUUGAAAAUUAACUUCUCUCGCUACACAGAAGUAACAAAUAUGGUAGUCAGUUUUGUAUUUAGAAAUGUUUUGGUAGCAGGGAUGUUUUCAUAAUUUUCAGAGAUUAUGCAUUCUUCAUGAAUACUUUUGUAUUGCUGCUUGCAAAUAUGCAUUUCCAAACUUGAGAUAUAGGUGUGAACAGUGUGUACCAGUUUAAAGCUUUCACUUCAUUUGUGUUUUUUAAUUAAGGAUUUAGAUGUUCCCCCAAUAACAAACUGAUUCUAAGUACUGGACGUAUCGGCUUUAAUACCCACUUUGCAUUUUCACACAUGGUCAACCAGGACAUGUAAACUUUGGUUUGUUGGAUUUUAUGCUGUGUGGAAUACUAACUACUUUAUGUAUUUUAACUUAGUUUUAAUAUUUUCAUUUUUUGGGAAAAAUCUUUUUUCACAUCUCAUGAUAGCUGUUAUAUAUAUGCUAAAUCUUUAUAUACAGAAAUAUCAGUACUUGAACAAAUUCA
Molecule: messenger RNA, 2361 nt
Organism: Carlito syrichta (Philippine tarsier)
Lineage: Eukaryota; Metazoa; Chordata; Mammalia; Primates; Tarsiidae
Product: plasminogen activator inhibitor 1 RNA-binding protein-like
Cellular component (GO): nucleus; cytoplasm
Molecular function (GO): mRNA 3'-UTR binding
Source: RefSeq, a predicted model, not a curated record